Seminavis robusta is the source of this 3315-nucleotide messenger RNA. The record is from the annotation of a GenBank genome assembly. Lineage: Eukaryota; Bacillariophyta; Bacillariophyceae; Naviculales; Naviculaceae.
AUGGACACUACCACCAUUGAGAAAUCGAGCAACAAUGCUCGUGACGAUGAUAUCGACGAAGCGGAACACAGGUGCAUACACCUUUACUGUCGUCUCUAUUAUCGAAAGGGGCCCUGGUACCGUGUGGACGACCUCUACUCGCGGUAUUAUGCGCCAAAACAACCGGGGGGCGACCAAGGCGUCGCUGGGCAGCGUCGCAGUACAGUCUUUGAUGAAGGGCUCUUUCAGAAGCACUGUGAGGCUUUGAACGUGUGCUUGGGAGAUGUAACGAGGCUCAAAGAGAUGGGCUUGAUUCGCCAGUUUCUGUCCGAGAAGGAAUGCGGACAAACCGUUGGGACAUCAUGCGGGCCAUUGACGACCGAAGAGAGGAGCGCCCUCCUCGGAAAACUCGGCGGCGGCAAGAAGAAGGCGACAAAGAAAGGACUUCCCAAUGCCACGACGGACCGAGGUGGCAAGACCUCCUCGUCAGCUUCAAGAGAGAACGAAAUCUGGAGACAAAUGCGCCUUCAGAAGUCCCUUUCCGCACACUUUAGACCAUCGAACUCAGCAGAAAAAGGCUCGCUUCUGCCAGUGUUGCGACACGUGAAUCAUCUCCUGGUGGAAAAGCUUGCGGCUCGCGUUGCUCAGGCGUGCGGCUCCUCUCGGAAAGACCACAGGACCCGUGUCAAAAAGACGAUUGCAGGAUUUCUCGCCGACUGCCCGACAAACCCUUUUCUCAACGAACCUCAGAUGAAUGCUUUGUUUGGGAAGUUCGGAAUGUGCGUUCGAUUACGAGAGGCCCCUCUUCGUUCGCUUCAACGAUGUUCAAGGCUCUAUAUGUGUGCUGGAGGUGGGCCUGGGCAAAUGCGUAGUGAUGGUGGCACCAAUGGCUGGAAGAGCAUUUUGGAAGUGGACCUCACGCGUGUAAAGGCAAACACCAAACUGAAAGAUGCGAAAUACGCAAUGAAUGUGGAACCUCCAGGGAGUCAUUCGUGGCACAAUGUGAGGUAUCCGGGACUUCAGCACCGGUUUGGUUUGACAUCGUGUAGUUUUGUAGAGGCUUACCGGCCAUUGCCCCAAGGCGAAGUUCAACUCGGCAAGAAUGAUCAAUCGGAGUUGGCACCAGAACAAGUGUUUGUGUCUAGACAAGCGUUUGCAAGCUGGGAAGUCUGCGUGGAACUGAGAGCUCAUGCUGAUUACCUUAUCGAGGUCAACGAACUUUUGCUGUACAACGAAAGGAAGCGUGCUAGAGAAGAGGUGGCAAACGGAAUAAUGGACCAAGACAAGUCAUCUGAUGAGGAUCAGGAUCGUGAUGGAAAGAUCCCUGCGACAGGGUCAACAUUGGAUUUCCUCAAUUUACUGUCUGUAGAUGGAAGGAAAGCACUGGUGACGGCGUUUAUGGAUUCCGAUUCUCGUCAGCUGAUGCAAUCCACAUCAUACCCUGAAAUUGCGAAGGUCGAACAAGAGCUUGAAGGAGACGUUCAAAACCUUUUCGAGGUAGCUCCAGGUGCCACUUCUCAUCCAAUGAAGACAGAAUGCGAGGAAGUGUUGUGCAUCAUGGCUGCGCUUAUCAAGCACAUUCUCAAGUGGAGAAUUGGCAGUAUCCCUCUUUCUCAUUUGCGAGCUACCGUCUCGAGGCCUUGGUUGCGCCACAUGAGCUAUGAAGCGUGCCUGUCAUAUGUACUUUGGGAUUGUAUACCGAUUUUGGAACGCCGAGGCUUUUAUGCAUUUGCUUUUCAAUCCCUCGAGUUGCUUCGUUCCGGCAGAUGCGUUCCAGAAUGUCCAGCGCUAGCCCAGGGGGGAGUGCUGGGGCAGCUGAAAGUUAUGGCAAGCACCAAAGGGGAACGGUUGAAGGAAGCUUUUGCUCGGUUUCUGCUUUCGAGACGAGCUCGCGGGAAAGCGAUGGACCGCUUGGUAGUAGAUGGAAGCCAUAGCCGCCGAAGCGGGAAAGAAGAAGGGGAAGAAAAAGAAAGGCGCAUCAGGCAACCGCUAUUAAAGACGAUUGAAUCGCUGGAACCCAGUCAGGAGGCUCAAGAGUUGGGCCUUCGCCUGGGGUGCCCCAAGUUAGGGCGGUUCGUUGAAAACGCAAAAAAGUACAGCGAUUGGGUUCCGCAAACAGACCACGCUGUGGCCAAUUCAGUAGCCAUCGAGGAAAGCAUGGUCGGUCGGCGUUGCAGCUUUGUUGGCCACGAAGACGACGAAAAACGCAGCACUCCUUCUUCACUCAAUGUUGAACAAUUAGCAAUGGAGUUUUACGCAAGCGGGCGUUUGCCAAAAGCGCAGAGUGAUGGAGAGGUGAAGGGGGGAUGGAAGGGCUGGCACGACGAAGGGGGGAUGGUUCGCGCACUUUUUCGUGUCCUUUCACACCAUGUUCUCGAGAUGGACUGGGCAUGUCGACAUGCAAUUGAGGGCGACAGUUCGGCGUCGGAGUUGAGCACCAUUCAUCUCUCGCCAUACCAAGGGGCCCCCUUUGAUCUACAUGUUGGCUAUGAGCUUGCGGACGAUCCUUUCCACGGGGUCGAGAGUGCUUUUAGUGUCAAUCGUGGUUUCUACCUUCGCAGGCGGGAAAAGAUCGAUGGCUUUCUGAAAGCUUUGGAGGCAAUGUCACGGCAAGAAGUCAGUGAUCUCGUCUGGCAUUCCAUCUCGGCACGUCAUCGCUACAUGUCUGCAAGGUUUCGAAAAGACCCGUCCAUUGAAAAGGAUGUACUUCAAUGCCGGACGUUGUCGAUGGUGGCAGCAGGCUUUGGCGGGAAAAUGCUAUCAUCAAUGUUUCGCUGCUUCUUCUUUGACUAUCGACAUUACAGCGGCGGCUUGCCGGAUUUGCUCCUCGUCCGAGCCACACAGCAACAGCCAGAAUCCAAAGCCACUCUGGUUGACCUAGGAGAAUGGGUUGGUGAAGCUUUUGAUGCUCAAUAUCUGGCCGAGCUGGAGGCGGAUCAACUUUCCAGCCUUCUGGGUGACAGGGAUGAUGACUUUCUUGGUUGCAACAAAGUGGGAGAUUCCUCGGCAAACUCCCGGGGGAGAUCCAACAUUCGGCCCAGGUCUGGACAACCAAACAGAAGAGAUUCAGCAGCCAACGGGACCAAUACUAACCUCCCUACACUCCCGGCCAGACUCCUGUUGGUACACAGUGGCGCUGAUGUCAACGUCGAAUGCAUGUUUUGCGAAGUGAAGAGUUUAAAUGACCGCCUUGACGCGAGACAGGAGGAUUGGUUAAAUAUCCUGGACCUUCACGGCAAUGCUCGUGUUUGCAAGUUCGGCGACGGGAAAGAGUCGAAAAAGAAGGCAAAGAAGACUGAUGCGGCUACCGAUCGAACCAAGCUUGACUCACAAUAG